Messenger RNA from Priceomyces carsonii, 3096 nucleotides. RefSeq lists its product as uncharacterized. Gene Ontology annotation, molecular function: metal ion binding. NCBI's taxonomy places the organism in Eukaryota, Fungi, Ascomycota, Pichiomycetes, Serinales, Debaryomycetaceae. The coding region runs from base 1 to 3096 and encodes 1031 amino acids. The transcript has a single exon. The record is from RefSeq and is a predicted model, not a curated record.
AUGUCUUUUUUUGAAAAGCAAACUUCAUUCGAUGUGGAAUAUGCACCGGCGCAUAUAACAAAAUGGCGGUCUCAAAGAACUGGCUUGCAAGUGACAUAUAUAGAGCAAGAAUCUCCCAUUAUAAAUGGCUAUUUCGCAGUUGCUACAGAAAUAGAAAAUAACUCCGGUUGUCCUCAUACUCUAGAACACUUGAUAUUUAUGGGAAGUAGAAAAUUCCCAUACAAAGGACUACUUGAUAGUUUGGGGAAUCGAUAUUUUUCUAGCACAAAUGCUUGGACUGCAGUCGAUCAGACUGUUUACACUCUAACUACAGCAGGAUGGGAGGGAUUCAAAACCCUUUUACCUAUUUAUUUAGAUCAUUUAUUCAAUCCGACGCUUACAGAUGAGGCAUGCUUGACUGAGGUCUAUCACAUUGACGGAGAAGGUAAAGAAAAAGGUGUAGUAUUCAGCGAAAUGCAAGGCAUUGAAUCACUGUCCUGGUUUAUUACAUAUUUGGCAAUGCAGCAGCUUCUAUACUCUCCUGAUUCUGGUUAUUCAUCGGAGACUGGUGGCCUUAUGUCGGAAUUACGACACUUGAAAAAUGAUCAAAUCAGAGACUUCCACAACUCGCUAUAUCGUCCCAGCAAUUUAUGUUUAGUAAUAACAGGAACAGUUGACGAGAAAGAACUUAUGAAAAUUUUGACCACGUUUGACUCGGAGUUACCUCAGCUUCCUGAAACACUUCAUAAGAGGCCGUUCGUAGAUUCGAAGCCUGAUCUACCAUUGAAGAAUACUAUAGUGAAGGAAAUAGAAUUUCCUGAUAAUGAUGAAUCAUUUGGAGAAGUAGCCAUCUCCUGGAUUGGACCAAAGACUGACAAUGUUUUAGCAAACGCGGCUUUGGAUUCUUUAGGCUCUUAUUUUACUGAUAGUGCCAUAUCUUUAUUUAAUAAAAUUCUUGUUGAAACCGAGGAUCCUUUGGCUACAGAAACAGAUUUUUUCACGGAUGAUUAUUUAAGAACCGCUUUCAAUUUUACGAUAAGUGGCGUCCCCACUGGGCGUUUGUAUGAUGUCGAUUCAAAAGUUAAAGAAAUGAUUAGAAGUCAAGCGACUCCACUUAAUAUUGAUUUGAAGUAUAUGAGACAAGUCAUCAAGCAGCAAAGGUUAAAAUUCAUUUCAAGCACUGAAAGAUCAGCUUCGUCUUUCGCUACUAUAUCGAUAGGCGAAUUCAUAUACGGAAAAGCUGAUGGAUCUGACUUAAAAAAAUGGACUGAAAAUAUUGCAGAGUUUGACAUACUAUUGCAAUGGACACCAGAACAAUGGAGUUCAUUUAUUAAAGAAAUGUUGAUUGAUAAUAAAUCAGCAACGGUUCUUGGCAGGCCGUCUGCAAAGUUGAAUGAAAAGUUAGAACUUGAAAAUAAGAAAGUACUCCAAAGGAUUGAAAGCACUUAUGGCCCACAAGGUUUGAAAGAAUUGGAAACUAAAGUGAAGAAGGCUCAAGAGAAAAAUGAUGAACCUAUCCCUGAUGAGUUAUUGACUCAAUUUGGGAAACCAGACCCAUCAAAAAUUAACUUUAUUCAGACGAAAUCUUAUAGAGGCGGCCUAAAUCACAUUAAAGGCAACUAUAUUGAUGAAGGCGUAAUCCCAAAUGAAUUGCAAAGGGAUUCAAAAUCCGAUAUUCCCCUUUUCUUACACUUUGAAGACUUUAAAUCUCAGUUUACUACAAUAAACUUAGUUCUCUCAUCCAAACAGGUAGAACCAAGAUUAUUGAAGUAUAUGUCCGUAAUCGAAGAAAUAUUCACUCUUCCUUUGCGUUUACCAAAUGAUGAGUAUAUUCCUUUUGAGGAAGUUAUUUCUCAAGUUAAGGAAGAUGUAAUAGACUACCUGUUAGAUAAUGGUUUUGAAAGUCAGUUUUUGGAAUUAGUCAGUAUAAGAAUGAAAUUUGAAUCCAAAAAUUAUGCUAAAGCAAUACAAUGGCUCUUAAAUUUCAAAGAAUACUCUGUUUUUGAAGAAUCUAGAAUUAAGAUUAUAAUAGAAAAAAUUGUAAACUCAUUGCCAGAAAAGAAGAGGAACGAAGAGCUAAUGAUGUACUCAUGUCAUCAUAGAAAUUUAUUUAAUGAUUCUUCCAUAAUGAAAGCUCAAGAUUGUAUGAAUACGGAACAAUUUUAUAAAGAACUUUUGGAGAAGAUUGACACGAAUAAGUAUCAUGAGAUUGAAAAAGAUUUGCUGCAGCUAAGAAAUCAGCUAUUCAAUUCAGAUUCUAUCAAGAUUUUUAUUAUAGGUAAUUUAAAGGGAAUCAAUGGGCCAGUCUCUUCUUGGUCUCAAUUUGCUCAGACAAUUUCAUACGAGAGCUACAAGAACGUUGAAGUAUUUGACGACAUUCCUCAUUCUCAUCAAUACAGAUCUGAUCUUGGAAAUAAUUGUUCAUCUAAAGCUUUCGUAGUUACAACCCCAGCUGCUGAAUCGAGCCAUUUAGUUACUUCGACGUUGAUUCCAACUGACUAUUUGCAUGAUGAUAUUUUCAAAAUUGCAUUGGCAAGCGAACUUUUGUCAGCAGUAGAAGGUCCAUUUUGGAGAGGUAUAAGAGGAACAGGUUUGGCUUAUGGAUCAUCUAUUCGUCGAAAUUUAGAAACAGGCUACCUAUCGUUUACGAUUUAUAGAAGUUCUGAUUUAGAGAGUGCUUGGCUGACCGGAAAGAGAAUAGUUGAGGAAUAUUGUAAUGGCACAGCAUCUAUUGAUCCAAUAAGUCUUGAAAACACAAUUUCAGUGAUAGUUAAUGAAUUGGCUAAUGCUGAAGCGAAUAAUUACGAUGCUGCCAUCAACAAAAUCACAGACAAUUUGUUCAAGAAUAGAGGCCCAGACUAUAUUCCAUUUUUCUUGAAAAGACUCAAUAAAAUUACGGCUGAAGAAGUAGUAGGAGUCAUGAGAAAAUAUUUCAAGCCUUUGUUUGAAGCUAAUAGCUCCAUUAUAUUUUCAUGUGUUCCUCCAGCUAAGGCUGAUCAUUUUGCACUGUUUUUGAAGAAAAUGGGAUAUGAUACCGAAACAGAGGAUAUUAACGCUGAUAUAAUCGAAGAUUCUAGCGACCUGGAAUCAGAUGCCUCAGAGAUUGAAGAUGCCUAA